Messenger RNA from Cooperia oncophora, 3453 nucleotides. The record is from the annotation of a GenBank genome assembly. Lineage: Eukaryota; Metazoa; Nematoda; Chromadorea; Rhabditida; Trichostrongylidae.
AUGCCGUCGUCGGGAAGUGAACGUAACCGCAAUCCCGACGUUCGUCGUAUUAACAUUUCUGGUGGUGGGACACUACAAAAAACAAGAUUUUGUUCUAAUAGAAUUAGUACCUGUAAAUAUAAUGUUGCAUCGUUCCUUCCACGAUUUCUCUACGAGCAAUUUCGUCGAUAUAAUAAUAUAUUCUUUUUAACGAUAGCCUUACUACAGCAAAUUCCCGAUGUUAGCCCAACUGGACGGUAUACAACAGCUGUGCCAUUUAUGUUAAUUUUGUCUGUAUCAGCACUUAAAGAAAUUUUUGAAGAUAUUAAAAGGCGGCGGGCCGAUCACAAGGUUAACUCUUUUCCAACGUUAAUAUUAGAAGACAGCUCGUGGCAAACUCGGAACUGGCGGGAUAUCAGAGUCGGAGAUUUAAUUCGAGUGGAUAACGAUCAACUGUUUCCUGCUGAUCUACUGCUGCUUUCGUCGAGUGAACCUCAAGGCAUGUGUUACAUCGAAACAUCGAAUCUAGACGGAGAGACCAACCUCAAAAUCAAACAGGCGCUGCCUGCUACUUCAUCCAUUACUACACUGGAUGCGUUAAUUGAUUUUGAAGCGAAGAUAGAAUGUGAACUUCCUAGUCGACAUGUAACAGAGUUCAGUGGUAAUCUGAUUCUCGACGAGCCUAAGCCAUUUGGUAUCGAUCAGUUAUUACUGCGUGGUGCUCGUCUGAAAAAUACGCCAUGGAUUUUCGGUGCCGUCGUUUAUACUGGCCACGAUUCCAAGCUCAUGAUGAAUGCGAAAACGGCACCACUGAAGAGCGGAACAGUUGACAAGAAGACAAACACUCGCAUCAUUUUCCUAUUUGUUGUGUUAGUUGCAUUAGCCGUUAUCAGCGCUAUAGGUGCUGAGAUAUGGCGAGGUUCUCAUUUGCCUCAUGCUUGGUAUAUCUCCUUUUUACAACAUGAUGCUAGGGCCUCGUUUCCAUGGCACGUUUUAACGUUCUUCAUUCUCUAUAACAACUUGAUUCCUAUUAGUUUGCAAGUAACUCUCGAGAUUGUGCGCUUCUUCCAGGCUGGCUAUAUUAAUGUGGACAAAGAAAUGUACGAUGAGAACAGUGAUUCAUGCGCCGUUGCACGAACUUCGAAUCUCAAUGAAGAGUUAGGAUUGGUCAAAUAUGUGAUGAGCGAUAAAACAGGGACAUUGACGAGGAAUGUGAUGAAGUUCAAACGAGUUUCUGUUGCUGGGCGAGUCUAUGGUGACAACGAAACUGACGAAUUUCAUGACGAAGGCCUCAUCGAAGAAUACCGAUAUGCACCCUCCACAAAGACCGGUGUUCAAAUAAAAGAACUGCUCACUAUGAUGGCCGUAUGCCAUACGGUCGUGCCCGAGGACAAAGAUGGAAAGUUGUCGUAUCAAUGUUCUUCACCAGACGAGGGCGCCUUGGUUCGAGGAGCGGCUAGUCAAGGUUUUAUUUUCCAUACAAGAAAACCGAAUGAAGUGACACUCUCAGUGCUAGGUGAGGACGAAAAGUAUGAAGUGCUGGAUGUCGUCGAAUUCACAAGUGACAGGAAAAGAAUGAGUGUUGUCGUACGAGAUCCCUCAGGACGCAUUAAGCUCUACACCAAAGGAGCAGACACAGUUAUCCUCGAUCGGCUUGUUGAUGGCUCUGAGGCAAUUAUCGAUUCAUGUCAUGCUCAUUUGGAAGAUUUUGCUUCUUAUGGCUAUCGUACCUUGUGCUUCGCCAUGCGUGUGCUUGGGGAGGAGGAGUAUAAAGCAUGGUCGAAAGAAUACCGUGCCGCUGGAAUUCUUAUUGAAGGUCGCCAGAAAGCUUUGGCGGAAGAAGCUGAGAAAAUCGAAGUCCAACUGGAAUUAGUUGGCGCGACUGCAAUUGAGGACAAGCUGCAGGAGGUUGAUUGGUUUUCAGAGUUUCAAUCUGGUGACCCGAUGACGCUAACGUUUUUAGUUCGUUCCGGAGACUGUACAAGCACUGAUGGCUGCCGAUAUGCGUGUGUGGAUCCCAUGGCGCGUGCGCCUUGUGCCACCAAAAAUACGGAGCUGUUAAUAGUGGAUCAAGGAUACGUAUAUGAGGACACAUACACCAAAGCUGCGCUACAAGAAUUUGCUAUGAUCAUCGACGGAAAAUCGCUUGUUCAUGCAUUGGUUGGGGACUGUCGAAAGCAUUUCGGCGAACUGGCACUCAGAUGUCAUGCGGUUGUGUGUUGUCGAAUGAGCCCCAUGCAGAAGGCUGAGGUUGUGGAGAUGGUACGCGGCCUUGGAAAUCAUGUUGUAAUGGCUGUUGGUGAUGGUGCCAACGACGUUGCAAUGAUUCAGGCUGCCAACGUUGGUAUUGGAAUAUCUGGAGAAGAGGGAUUGCAAGCCGCAUCAGCUUCUGAUUAUGCUAUUCCAAGGUUCCACUUCCUGAGGCGAUUACUCCUAGUCCAUGGCGCUUGGAAUCACGAUCGAUCCGUUAAAGUUAUACUCUACAGUUUUUACAAGAACAUUUGCCUCUACAUUAUUGAGCUGUGGUUCGCGAUUUUCUCUGCCUGGUCCGGUCAGACGAUAUUUGAGCGAUGGACGAUCGGACUGUUCAACGUUGUCUUCACCGCGUGGCCUCCAGUUGCUCUGGGUUUGUUUGACCGCCCUGUUGAAGCUAACAUAAUGAUGCAACAUCCUGCGCUCUACCACAGUUUUCAAAAACGGUCCUUUUCCUUAGGGCAAUUUUUCCUAUGGAUUGGCAUGGCGCUUGUUCAUUCGCUCUCGUUAUUCUUCCUCUCUUACGGAUUCUUGGAUACAAUCGUUUGGAGCAGUGGUAGAGAUGGUGGAUGGCUAAUGCUCGGCAACAGCGCCUAUACGUUUGUGGUCGUAACGGUGUAUUUGAAAGCACUACUGGAGUGUGACUCGUGGACAUGGCCAGUCGUCGUUUCCUGUGUCGGCUCUAUCGUUCUUUGGUUACUCUUCUUACCAAUAUAUGCUGCGGUGUUUCCCACGAUAUCUACGCGAAUUGGUGCUGACAUGGCUGGUAUGGCGUGGAUUAUGAUGUCAUCUUCGAUGUUCUGGUGUGCUUUGUUAUUCGUUCCAUGUGCCACUUUGAUUUGGGAUCUCGUCAUCAAGAGCAUCUUCACGAUAGCCGUACCAACACCGCGAGAAAUGGCAGUGAUGGAAUUUGAAAGGUACGACGUCGUCUCCAGGAUUCGAACGGUUAGCAAGGUUUGUUACUGGUACAGCUUACAUAUGCUGCUCACGUCUCCUCAUAAUCUUGGUGUCAAGUCGUCACGAGUUGCCGCAGCCAAGUCAUCACGGAAAGAGAACGGCUUUGGUUCUCAAUCGGAGCCAUUACGUGAGACGUCACGUCUUCAUGGCCACGACAAUCCUGCUUUGGAGUACGGUAGCACGGAAAUGGUAAUGUUUGGUCUAGCGAACGGCGGCGACUCGUCCAAUAUUACUCGUAUCUCCAUCACGCCAGAACGAUUCUAG